CCUAGGAUAAAAGACGGGGAUUUCAACCAUCUGGAAAAUUCGUCUUGCUUACUUUUCUCUCACCAAAUCUCUCUCUCUCUCUCUCUCUCUCUCUCUCUCUCUCUCUCUCUCGUGAAGAUGGGUUUGUUUGAUCUCGAGAAACACUUCGCAUUCUAUGGAUCAUACCACAGUAACCCUGUCAACAUCUUCAUCCACACUAUCUUCGUUUGGCCCAUCCUCUUCACUUCCCUUGUUCUCUUCUACUUCACCCCCGCUUUAUUCAGCUUCUCCGAAAUCUCCUUCUUGGGUCAUAAAUUAAUUCUUAAUCUAGGGUUUGUUUUCACCUUGAUUUAUGCUUUGUUUUACAUAGGUCUUGAUUAUAAAGCUGGUUCUCUCGGCGCUCUUCUCUGUUUUGGUUGUUGGGUGUUUGCUAGUUCUCUUGCAAGUCACUUGGGCUUCUCUUUGGCUUGGAAGGUUGUCCUAGCAGCUCAGUUAGUUAGCUGGAGUGCACAGUUUAUAGGCCAUGGUGUGUUUGAGAAACGGGCCCCAGCUCUCUUAGACAACCUAAUCCAGGCCUUCCUGAUGGCACCUUUCUUCGUACUGCUUGAGGUACUAAUGUUAUUUCACUAUGAACCGUAUCCUGGAUUCCGCAAAUCCGUUGAAGCAAAGAUAAAAGCUGAAAUUGAAGAAUGGGAGGAGGAGAAGAAGAAGAAAACAUAUUAGCUUGAGUUGAUACAGGGACCAAAAGUAUAUUUAAUUAGGUCUACUUGUAAUAAGAUUGGAAGUUUGUUUAGACCUUAUAUGCUACCCAACUUUAACCCUUGUAAUAUUUGUGAAUAAAGAAAGCCUGCUUGGCCCAGGUCAAAUAAGUACAGAGUUUGGUAAUAUAUAAAUUAUGUGUAAAUCUCUUAUUUUAUC
Daucus carota subsp. sativus is the source of this 897-nucleotide messenger RNA. RefSeq names its product 2-hydroxy-palmitic acid dioxygenase mpo1-like. The record is from RefSeq and is a predicted model, not a curated record. The transcript is spliced from 4 exons. NCBI's taxonomy places the organism in Eukaryota, Viridiplantae, Streptophyta, Magnoliopsida, Apiales, Apiaceae. Gene Ontology annotation, biological process: sphingoid catabolic process. The coding region runs from base 118 to 702 and encodes 194 amino acids. Gene Ontology annotation, cellular component: endoplasmic reticulum.